CCAUGUUAGUUUUUUGUAUUAUAAUUACAUGGUUAUUAAUGAUAUCAUGGUGCGGCGGAUUGUCUUCUCAGAUUAGCUGCAUGUGUUGACUCGGUUAUUUUUGCAUUAGGACUAAAAUGGAAGUACAUAUUGCAAUGAUGUAAACAGAGCCAAAUAAACCUAUAUAACUACCUGCAGCCAAAAUGGUGGACCAUUUUGAGAGUGUUUCUGACAGCGAGAUCGACUUGAACAGGGAUGUGUUUACUGACACACCGGUUCGAAUUCCCCGCCGAACAUGUAAAUCGAUGGUUCGGCGAUCCUCGGUUGGUUGGUUCGGCUCUAAUGGCUCGGCCAAUCAGGAGUCCCGAUACGUAGCAGUGCAAAAGAUUAUUGACUUGAUUAAAGCGCCUUCGGUACAAACGUAUACUACGAUUAAGAAAAAGAUUGACAAGACCAAAAAUGAACCGGGUUGGAUUUUAGAAUUUUUACAUAAAGAUGGUUUGGAAUUAUUGUUCGAAAGUUUGGAGCAAUUAUGUACUUCACCUCAAACGGAUAAUUUUCUAAAUGUGAUUUUGCAAGCCUCUUGUGCCGAUUGCGUUCGAACAGUUAUGGAUUCGACGCUAAGUUUGGAUUAUAUUGUAGAUAAUACGGAAUUUACCAGGAAAUUAGCCUCGGCCCUGGAUACGGACAAUGUGACGGUAAAGAAGCAGGUGGUCGAGCUCCUCUCCGCACUUUGUGUCUACUCCAAGGAUGGCUACGCCCGAGCACUGGAAGCCAUCGACCAUUACAAGACGACACGGAAGCAAAAGUACCGGUUCAGCGUGCUCGUGGAGGAACUACGUCACACUGAGAGCCUCGGUCUAAAGACGACAAUCCUCGAGUUCAUCAACUGUAUUAUCAUCUACACGGAUCGACUCUCCGAACGAAUUCGCAUCAGGAAUGAGUUCUACGGUCUCCGACUCCAGGAAGUUCUUAACCAGUUGAAGCCUCUUGGUGAGAAAGACGGAAACCUGCAGACCCAGCUUGAUGUGUUUGAGGAACACAAGGAAAACGACGAGGAGCAACUUCCGGGCGCCAAGGGUAUCGACCUUAACAGUCCGCUGGACGUAUUCCACGCCAUAUAUAAGCAGGUGUGCGAUACCCCACACGACAUCCAUUUUUUGACGGUCCUACAGCAUCUUUUAAAAAUUGACGCCGGUGAGUCAAACGCCGAGCUGAUAUGGACGACAGUGGAGUCACUGACCAGUAAAGCAACUGGUAUUGAGUCCAGCGAGGAUUCAAAAAAACUACUUCAGUCUUUCACAAAGAGAUUAGACUCUGUAUCAAACGAGAGCAAAUGUUCAUGUUCGUGUCACACGGACGGCGAGCGCCAUAGACUGACGUCACCUCGGAGAUCUAGUUCCGUUGUUCAGGAUGGUGAUGGCAAAAAGAUGACGUCACCAGCGCCCACACCUGGUGUCACAAACACAGCUCCUCCACCGCCACCACCGCCGCCGGCGCCUGCGAUGGGCGCACCACCUCCCCCUCCGCCGCCAUUUUCUGGUGCCGCGCCGCCUCCGCCACCUCCCCCAGUUCCGGGAAUUGGACUUCCGCCUCCACCCCCUCCACCGGGGGGCGGCGGCGGGCUAUUCGGCUUCAGGCAACAGAAGAAACUUCCGCAACAAAAUAUACCAAAACCAAAGUCCAAAAUGAGAACUUUGCAGUGGCAAAAGAUUCCUGUAAAUAAAGUGAUGGGUAAAGAUAAUGUAUGGACAUUGACAUCUCAGAUGUUCAACGGAUAUGUAAAUAAAAUGGAUUAUGAACAGAUUGAGGAUUUAUUCGGUGUAAAUAAGCCCAAGCCUCAGCAAGGAUCAGAGUCCAAUGACGUCACAAAUUCUGAGAAGAAAAAGAAAGACUCAGCUGAGGUGAACUUACUGGAUGGCAAAAGAAGUCUCAACGUGAAUAUCUUCCUGAAACAGUUUCGCAUGAGUAACGACGAGAUCGUGAGACUACUACAGGAAGGACAAAGCGAUCUGAUUGGCGCCGAGAAGCUCCGAAACCUCCUCAAGAUACUUCCGUCACAGGAGGAGGUGGACCUAUUUCGAAGUUUUGACGGCGACAGGAACAAGUUGGGCAGUGCUGAGAAGUUUUUCAUGUGCCUUAUGGGACUGCCGAAUUACCGGUUGCGGAUCGAGGGUCUGACGAUCAAGGAAGAGUUUGUUGCCAACAUGGAAUACAUCAAGCCCGCCAUAGACUGUGUCAUCGAGGCCGCUAAAGACAUCAAAGAGAACAAAAACCUUCACGAGUUGCUGUACCUCGUCCUGCUGUCUGGAAACUUCCUAAACGCUGGCAACUACGCGGGAGACGCGGCCGGAUUCAAACUCUCGUCCCUUCUUAAGCUGACCGAGAUCAGAGCCAACAAACCAAGGAUGAACCUCAUGCACUACGUUGUCAUGCAAGCAGAUGAGAAGAACCCAUCCCUUCUGAAUUUCCCCGACGAGAUGAAGUACCUUAAAGAGGCCUCAAUUGUUUCUAUCGACACGCUGGCUGGCGACAUCAAAUCCCUCGAUGACAAGGUAGAGGCGAUCGCUCACAAUAUCGACUCCGUUGGAAAAGACUUCAAGAAACAGAUGCAGGAAUUCCUUGCUGGUGCCCGGAAGGACAUGUCGGAGCUGAAAGAAGACCUGAAGGAUAUGGAGAGUCUGCGCCUCGAGUUAUCCGAUUUCUUCUGCGAAGAUGAGCGUACCUUUAAACUCGAAGAGUGUUUCCGGAUCUUCCAGACAUUCUGCGACCGCUUCAACAAGGUCAAACUGGAGAAUUCCCAGCGACGCGAGCACGAGGCUAAAAUGGAAGCGCGGCGGCGGCAACGGGAGGCUGAGAUGCAGCAGCGGACAGAAGGAGAUAGCCCUGACGGGCAGACACCAGGUGACCCUGGGGAUGGCAGCGGCUCUAUCGUUGACAUGCUACUGGCAGACGUUCGUAGCGGCUUCAAGAAAUUCGGAGAGGCGAGUUUCUCCGUCACUAAGGUCCAAAAAAUAAACCUGGGUGGCGGCAAUGUACCGGCAGGAGAGGGUGCGGGAUCCCCGUCCGCAGAUUCCCCGGGAUUUGUGCGCGGCGGAAGCGGAAGGCGUAGUAUACGUGGUUCCAAAACUAAGAAAACUGAGUCAGAGACUAAUGAUAACGAUGACCUUAGUGAAGCUGGUUCUCGUAAGAGUUACGCGGUGGACACUGAUGACACAUUGUUUGACAUUUUAAUGCAGUCUGAUAAGGAUGGUGAUAAGGGUAGCCCAGUUGCUGACGGUAGUUUUACCAGAAUGGGCAGUCUCCGACGUAAACGUCAGGACAGGCGCCAACUACGUAAUGAUAAUCUCAGCGUUGCUCGUGAGCGCGAACGUGCACCGUCGCCUAACUUAGAGGCGCAAAACAAAGAAGUUAUAGACAUGAAAGAAAGGCCAAAAUCUGACAUUUUAGAUGAAAACUUCGAUUACAAAUUGGGGUCUUUGACUUCGAAUGUUCGAAGGAGUAGGAGCAUGUAUGAUCGUACAACGACAUCAGAUGCUGUUUCAAAUAGGAUGUAUGAUCCAAAUAAUAACAAAAGCGAAGACAAUUUGUUAAUUGAAAGUUCGAAUUCUCCAGGAUUCAGAUCUGAUGAUCCCCAAAGACGAUCUGCAAGAUGGAGAAAUGAAUUACCCGAUGUAAAGGGUUUGCCAAUUAUAGAUGAGAAGGCUAGGUUAGAUACGCCUUCUAAAGAGGUUGAUAUUCAAUCAAGAUUUCAGAAAGCAAGUGGUAAUGAACUCUUUACAAAAGAUGAUUCAUAUGCUGAAAAGGAAAAGAAAAACAAAGAGAAACUAUCGAGGAGAUUUAGUUCCAGUUCUCUUGAUCGUAAAGAAAUUACACGUGUUCUAGAAACUGCUGAGGAUGUUAAACUUAGAACUGACGAGCAUAAUGAGCACACAAUUCAACGUUCUCGUGUUGGAAAGAGAUGGCACAGUGAACUGGAUAAAACUGACAUUGAUAAGGUCCUAAAAGCUAUAGAAGAGACUGGUAAACAGAUAGAUGAAAUAGUGAAAGUUGAAUCACCAACACAUAAACAACCAAAAGAGACUGUAACAGCUUCUGUGUCAACUUCUAACAUAAAUAAAGAGAUAGAUACCAAAGUUGUUCCUCAGGGCGAUCCUAAUGAGCCUGAGCAAUUGAAAGUAAAACGAGAAAAACGGAAGAAAAGGUCAGUGCUGUCAAUGGAAGACAUUCACGCAGCUUUUACCAAAACUAAACCAACUGGUACCAAAGAGGAGUUUGUCUCUGUAAAUUCCGAAAACAAAGAGAAUCGUGAAGUGCCUCCGAAGUCACCUAACUCACCGAAAUCACCAAUUGUGCCUCCACGAAGGUCGCGUAGAAAUAGCGAUGGUUCUAUGGAAAAGAUUGCAAUUCCCGAAAAUGACUUGCAAUCUGAACAAAUUGCUGCAGAUAAAGAAGCAAUGAGUAGAGCAGCAAAACUUGCAGGCAAGAAACGUUUCAGGGACCAAAGAUUUGGUGAGAAAGAAACUCCAGCCCAGAAAGCAAUGCUUGAACACUCUCAGGGUAGAUGGAAAAGCAAUGUUGAGAAAGAAAGUAUAGAUGAAGCAUUUAAAGACUUUAUGAAUAAGAACAAUAUGAGUAGAUCAAAAUCUUACGAUGAAGCUGUCGCUCGAAAAGCUAUGUGUGAUGAAGGCGAUAGUAUGUUGGUUACCGGCGAUAAGCGAAAUUCACUGAGAAUAAGUGCAGGAAAAAUUUACAAUGACGAUAGACGCAAUGGUAAAAUAUUUGCCGACGACAGUGACAGUGAAAGUACGUUACAAAUGUCAAACUCUCCUAGAAGGCCAUCAAGCACAGCUAGUACAAGAAGUGAUAGUCCAAAAAGCUCAAGAUUGUCUAUCAAAUCUACAAACACUUCAACUGAAACGUUACGUGAAACUGGGAGUGAUACAGAAAACUCGCCUGAAUCUAAACGAAAGAAUUCUGUUGCAAAAGGACUAUCGGACAAAGUUCGUGAAUCGCAGACACCUUCGCCAUCCUUCGCAAACAGGUUGUCAGAAAACAGGCCAGAAACUCCAUCUACCAUCAACUAUCUCAUUUCAAAUAAAGAUGAAAAUUCGUUGAUGCAAUUCGAAUCAAGGGUUGCCUUUGAUGAAAACGACGAUCUCCCGCAGGCGCGGAUGUUAAAGUGGCGAAAGAAACGUGCCGAUGAGAAACGACGCCAAAGCUUUUAUGACAAUGUCCCGAGCACGCAUAAUAUCGAAUCAGGGAACCUGUCUCCCAGAACUGAUAUCAAAGGUGAAGGUAUGAUCAACAGUCCACGAUCCGAAGCCUCCUCGCACGGGUCUCUGCCAAUCGUCCACAAACUCCAGGGUAGCAACGAACUGCAAAACGAGAUAGGUUCUCGAUGCAGCUACGCCAGUAGUUCUGACAGUGCCAGCAAGGAUGAAGGAUUUGAAACUAUGUCGGGUACUGUUUCUCAGAGAACCUCCCUCAGCAGUACUCUAGAAUCCGUUGAUAUCCCCAGUCUAGCCAGAAAAACGGAGCCUAUGAGUAAGCUACAGAUUAAUGAAAAUAUAAUUGCCGCAGGUGCGAGAGCUGUUAUUGAUACAAAGAAGGAGCGAACUGAAUCGUGGACAGAAGCGGUAGCGGUCGGUAUGGUAAAUAAGGACGGCUCCUUGGAUUCAUCAAUGGAAUUUUCAGUAACUUCACCAGACAGCGGACACGCUUCGAUGAGAGAUGAGUCUUGGCAGGAGUCCGAUCUCGAAUCCACAAUUAAAAGUCGGGGAUCGGCAGACUCUAGGCCAAUGUCGCCGGCCUCUGUUCAUAGCGUCGGAAAGAAGGAAAAGAAGGUCCCAAGCUACAUGAGAGGAACUGCUUGCAGCUCUAAGAAGAGCGAUACAGUGGAUAAGGAGGCCGAAAAGAGAAGGAGCGGGUCCACAAGCGGGUCCUCUGUCUCAAGGACAAACCGUCUCUCGAAAGGUUCGAGCAAUCAGAGUCUGAGCAGAGCUAGAACCGGUUCCAACACCAGCAUCGUCUCAGUCGCUAGCAACGCUUCCGAAACAAGCGGUUCAACUUCUCCGGUGAAGAAACGCCAAUCUCACGGGACGCCAAGAGAACGCCCAUCAUCGAUUCACUCGUCAAUGCCUGGGUCAAGGUCUACCACACCGCUUCCUUCAACGGCGCGGGCGCAGACACCGACGAACCGCAUGGCUUCUAAACCAGCCACUCAUGCCACUUCAACUAUUGGUGCAAGAAACUCAACACCUAGAGCGACCGCGACGGCCACAACAAGGACAACAAAGUCUCGACACGCGCCGACCCCUCCUACCGGCCGGACCACACCGACGCCGACGACACCAGGCAGGACGACGCCUGGGAGGACUACUCCUGGGAGGACGACGCCUGUCUCUGCGGGGCGCGCCACAACGCCGAAUCAUACCAGGACGAGAUCCAUUACACCUGUAAACGGGCACACACCAACAUCCUCUUUUCGGUCAAAAACGCCGACUAUAGAGGAAGAAGUGGAAACGGACCCGGAUGCACCAUCAAGACUUAGACGAACACAGUCUAUGCGGGUCAAGACGGGAGCUCCUCGGCCAUCUUUCGGUAACAAAACUCCUGUUAGCAAAGAGGCUCCGGCUAAGACGUCAACUCCACGGCGUUCUUUUAUGAGUCCAACUGCUUCUUCGAAGGCGCGCAUUGAUAAAGUUAAGGCCGAGGAGAGUUCCCCGCCACCCACUCCCCCACCUCGCAGAUCCAAAGACACAGACUCCCUACCGAGCAAGUCUGACGCUACUCCGUCGCCACUGAAGCGUCACGCUAGCUUACGUCUUCCUGGAAGAACUGCGAACAAAACUGGGCGAGAGCAAGAAAAAUCGCCCGACAAUAAACUCAAGGGCUUCAUUCAGAAGAUAGGGGGUAGUGGAGGUAAAAUAAGACCCGUAUCGGACUGUACUGGGAAGCUUGCCCCGGUCGAUGAGAAAGGUGAAAAGGACGGGAUCGACGAAACGUCGCCGAAAGAUGGCGGAAAGUCGCCUUCGUUGCGAAGGAUCCUUGGACUCAAAGGCAAGGAUAAAACUGUCCGGAAGUCAACUGACUCACUGAAGAGCGAUACUUCAGAUAAGAAACGCAAGCCAAGUAAAUGAACUUUCGAUUAGACUUCCGGUGGGGCAAUAUCAACGCGGAUAUUUCGCAUGAUGCACAGAACUACCGAUAGUUCUUUGUCGAUGGACGUCUUAGAAAACAAUGGCCUGUUGCUAAUAUUAUGUCAUUGAUUUGAAAAAAAGGCGUUGACACAAAAAAGGAAUGGACAGAAAUGUUAAUUGGGGAUGUAUUGAAGUACAUCAGCAACACUAAGAGCAGUAACUGUGAUAUAAGUGCGAUUUUGAAAAAUGUUUACCAGAUUGUAAAGACAGUUGUAAAAAUGCGCUUUGAAAUAAUACUGUUUGCAAAUGAACUUAUCAUUUCAAGUCUUUGAUACGUUGGAUUGUCGUGGCUUAAAGUCCGCCAAAAUCCGACAAAUGGAUUUCAAAUCAAGUGUAACAUCUAUAGACUGUCAAUCGACUUCAUACAUGAAAUGAAACUGACUGCAAUCGUCAGCGAUAUGGCAUAUACGUUGACGUAUCACCAUGAACUAACUACUAAACAGGCGGGCGCGUACCCCCGCUAAGCAUCCAUACAAGUUCAAUUUGCAUUUGUUUUACAUCAACCGACCAAUUAAAUCAUAGCUUUAAAUUACAUUUACAACAACAACACGGCUAGAAACGACGCUCUUUGAAGCGCCGAAACCACUUUUGGUGCGGUACAAAUUGACUGUAUCUUCGUUGCAAAAUGACUAUGUGAACUUGACUAUUAACAUGUUGACGAGUACACUUUGCUAGGUUCAUUUGCAAACUUUAGUCUCAGUACAUGUAGCUUAAUGUGAUAUUACAUUUUGCUUCUUCUUUAUUGUUAAUUUACUCAGUUUGCAAACCGAUAGUGACUUAUUGUUUCUAUAGAAACGUGUAACAAAUGUAGGGUAUGUUUUAGAAACUAUGACACAAUGAUCAUUGAACUAUGUUUAAUGAAUACUGAGAUAUUGAUGUCUCAAAUUAGAUAGAUGCCAGAUAAUUGUAGGCUUCAUUGUAGAAUGUCCAUAUUUCGACUUAUCCAUUUUCACUGGAUCCGUGAUUUAGCUGCACAAUGUACAAAUUGCUUCUUAGUGUAGUAUCAAUACUAUGGUGUACACAUAUGCCCAUAGAUUAGCAACUAUUUGUUUAACCUUUUAAAUUAAAUUUCAUUAUUUUUGUGAUAAAUAGUGAAUGUUACACAUGCCUUUAAAGUCCGCUUCAAAUAUAUUCUGUAAAAGGCUUAAAAAUGUAGGAUACAAAUUGAUAUUAUGUUAUGAAUUAGUAAAAUUCACAGAUCACCGGUAAAUACCGGUUGAUUUAUAUUUAAUAUUAACCGGUUAACAGUUUUAUUGUAUACAUACGCUUAUUUGGUCCUAGGUUAACAGUUUUACUGUAUACAUUCGCUUAUUUGGUCCUAGUCCAUUUUCAUUGGUCAAUGAUAUGGAUGUGUAAUUAACUAAUUAUGGACUGGAAGCUUAAUGUUAUGAUAAGACUGUUAGGUGAAAUUUACAUUGCUAAAAGUAGUACUAGAACAUACACGUCGUUCAGAUGUAAAGCACAACUCACAAAACUGAACUGUAAAUUUGUUUUGAUUGCUAUGAUAAUAUUCAGUAUGAUGUAAUAAAUUUCUUGUUUUAUUUAUUACUUUUGUUACCCGUUGCCAUGUUUUAUUUUUUGUAUUUUUAUAUUCUUUGUAAAUACUGUUUCCUGUACAUUGCUUAGGAUAUAUUUCUGCGGCGUGUAUUCUAUGCCCGAGUACCACGUUUAUAAUGAUAUUACUAGUAUAUACUAUCUCAAUUAUUCAUAAUGAUCAAUAGCAUAUCCGCAUCUGACAAGAAAAAAAUACAUGUUUAACUGUUUAUUAAUAUGUGAAAAUGUGUAUUAAAAUGUAACAUGCUUGAUUCAUGACAAAGUAUUCGUUAUAAAUGUCAUAAUAAACAUUAAAUCAUCA
This is a messenger RNA of Mya arenaria, 9036 nucleotides long. Its product is annotated as formin-J-like. The transcript is spliced from 17 exons. Lineage: Eukaryota; Metazoa; Mollusca; Bivalvia; Myida; Myidae. The record is from RefSeq and is a predicted model, not a curated record. Gene Ontology annotation, biological process: actin cytoskeleton organization. Gene Ontology annotation, molecular function: actin binding; small GTPase binding. The coding region runs from base 183 to 7121 and encodes 2312 amino acids.